AUGCAGAUGCCAGAUUAUGUAUGCGAAGAGUUGAUUGUUGAAAUAUUUACAGGACUACCACCGAAAUCCCUCCUCCGAUUUAGAUCACUCUCUAAAUCAUUAUAUACUUGUAUUUCUAGUCCUGGGUUCAUACGCUUGCACACUUUCCGAUCCCCACAAAAAAUCCGCUUCACGCAUGAAAAUAUUGACAAUAAUAAAAUAGCAGAAGUCGUUUAUACAUUUUGUGUUUGUGUCCCAAACGUGGAUAUAUUGACUAAAAAUGUUUUGACUCUAUGGAACCCUUCAAUCAGACGCAAAGUAAGAGUGCUUGAAUGUCCUCGGAGUUCUGAACUCCCUUUGGGAGGUAUUGGGUUUGGAUUUGACCCAAUCAGUGAUGAUUACAAAAUUGUCUGGAUAUCAUGUGAAAAAGACAGUUCAUUUAUUUAUGCGGUGAAGACGGGAACUUGGUGUGAGAUUGCUUCCCCUAAACCUGAGUUUACUUGUGUGUUAUAUGAGGCUUUUGUAUUCAAUGGAGUGUUGCAUUGGGAAGUAUAUGAUGAUCGUAUCAAAUCACAAGACAUAUACCCUCCUUCCUAUAUACUGACAUUCGAUUUGAGUAAUCAUGUUUUUGGUAUGAUUCCAUUGCCUGGAACCGUUUGGGAAUGGCUAACAACAAGAAUAACAACCAUCCAAGAUUCUCUAGCUUUGAUUUCUUAUCGUAUGGAUGUUGAUGAUACUUGGAUUCGGGUAUGGAGAGAUGCUUCUUGGCAUGUGGUUUUUAAAUUGGGAACAGGUAAACUUCCGGUUGAUGGAGCUUUUCAAUUCCAACCACAACCGCAAACAACCAAUGAGUGUAAUUUGUUGCUCAGAACUUAUGGGGAAGGGGUCCAAGUUUAUAAUCCCAAGACGGGGAUGCGAUCAAGAGUACCCGACUUCAAUGUUGCUUCUAGUUUAAUAGCUUUUCGGCAGUGUGUCGAAACACUUCAUUUGUUAGACAUGGGAGUGACUGCUUGUGAAACCAAACAACUAUGA
Messenger RNA from Lactuca saligna, 1011 nucleotides. The record is from the annotation of a GenBank genome assembly. NCBI's taxonomy places the organism in Eukaryota, Viridiplantae, Streptophyta, Magnoliopsida, Asterales, Asteraceae.